GGAUUACUGGCCGUCCUGGAAUUCAACCUCUGGGCAAGGUUCUUCCCUGCUGCUGAAGCACCACACAGCUGAACUCCCUCAAAGGCGACAGCUGGGAAGCACCUCCCUGAACCUGGGCACUUUUCCUACGUAGUCAUUUUCUUCAGUACAGAUACCUCAAGCAAAAAUAUGGAGCCUCAAAGGCCGAGUUUGAAGCCGGUGACAUCCUUGUCUUUGGGACGGUAUCACAUUUCUGAGGAGUAUGGCUUUCUUCUUCAGAAUCCUCUGAAAGAACUUCCUGAUCACUACAGGCCUUGGAUGGAAAUCGCCAACAAGCUCCCUCACUUAAUUGAAAGCCACCAGCUCCAGGCCCACGUCUACAAGAUGCCCCUCCUGGACUGCAGGUUCCUAAAGGGGCACCGGGAGCAACGUCUGGCACACCUGGUGCUGGCUGCGAUCACCAUGGGAUUCGUCUGGCAAGAAGGAGAGACCCAACCCCAAAAGGUGCUGCCCAGAACUCUUGCCAUUCCUUUUGUUGAAGUCUCCAGGAACUUGGGGCUCCCCCCAAUCCUGGUCCACUCUGAUCUGGUGCUGACAAACUGGACCAAAAGGAACCCAGAAGGACCAUGGGAAAUCAGUAACCUGGAAACCAUCGUCUCUUUCCCCGGGGGAGAGAGCCUGUGGGCCUUCGUACUGGUGACGGUUUUGGUGGAGAAGGCAGCGGCGCCUGGCAUUAAGGCCCUGGUUCAGGGAGUGGAGGCCGUUCUGCAACACAGCCAGGACACCCUGCUCCAGGCCCUGCAGCAGGUGAGGCUCUCCAUCCAGGACAUCACCAGAACCUUGGCCCAGAUGCAUGAUUAUGUAGACCCAGACAUAUUUUACACAGUCAUCCGGCUCUUCCUCUCUGGGUGGAAGGACAACCCAGCCAUGCCCGUGGGGCUGGUCUAUGAGGGUGUGGCCACAGAGCCUCUGAGGUACUCGGGAGGAAGCGCAGCCCAGAGCUCUGUGCUUCAGGCCUUCGACGAGUUCCUGGGCAUUCGGCAUUGCAAGGGAAGUGUAGGCUUUCUGCACAGAAUGAGAGACUACAUGCCUCCUUCCCAUAAGGCCUUCCUGGAGGACCUCCAUUCAGCUCCUUCACUGAGGGACUACGUACUGACCUCUGGUGCUGGGUGCUGCCUGAUGGCCUAUAACCAGUGUGUGGAGGCGCUGGCUGAGCUGCGCAGUUACCACAUCAACGUGGUGGCACGAUACAUCAUCUCCGCUGCUGCCAAGGCCAGGAGCAGGAUGCCGAGCCAACUCUCACCUCAUGCCUCGGAGGACAGGGGCACUGGGGGCACCGCAGUGCUGAGCUUCCUGAAGAGCGUCAGGGAGAAGACCGUGGAGGCCAUCCUGGAUCCUUGUGCUUAGCAGUUCACAUCCUGCAUCCUUAUGCUUAGGCCCCGUGGGAGUCAGAGCCAGGACCAGAGCUCUGCCUGAACCCAAGCGUAUUUUUGCUCCGAGAACACCAUGAUCUUUGUUCAUAAACUGUGGCUCCCAUUCACACCCCAGCCCCAGCCACUUCGUUUGCUAGAAACCUUUCUGCGCUGCCCAAUCCCCCUGCCUCACUCACAGCAGAGAGCUGAAACCAUGUCUCCAUUUGGUGGGCAAGUCCUAGAUAUCCAAGCUCAAUUGAAAAAGAAUCAAGUUGCCUUUGA
Messenger RNA from Peromyscus eremicus (cactus mouse), 1673 nucleotides. RefSeq names its product indoleamine 2,3-dioxygenase 2 (gene Ido2). Gene Ontology annotation, cellular component: cytoplasm. Lineage: Eukaryota; Metazoa; Chordata; Mammalia; Rodentia; Cricetidae. The transcript has 10 exons. Gene Ontology annotation, biological process: 'de novo' NAD+ biosynthetic process from L-tryptophan. The record is from RefSeq and is a predicted model, not a curated record. Bases 169 to 1386 code for a protein of 405 amino acids. Gene Ontology annotation, molecular function: heme binding; indoleamine 2,3-dioxygenase activity; metal ion binding.